AUGGCGCCGAAGGUUAAGAGCGGUGACAUCAACGUAACCAGUAACGGCAACAUUAACGGCGUCGUUAAAGAGCCGCAUUUUCGUGGCGUGAGGAAGAGGCCAUGGGGAAGAUACGCCGCCGAGAUCAGAGAUCCAGGAAAGAAGAGCCGUGUUUGGCUCGGAACCUUCGACACGGCGGAGGAAGCGGCGAGAGCCUACGACACCGCCGCACGUGAAUUCCGUGGUCCCAAGGCUAAAACAAACUUCCCUUAUCAUACGGAAACUCUCAAGAUCCAUAGCCCUAGCCAAAGCAGCACCGUCGAAUCCUCGAGCCGCGACCGUGACGCCGCCGCCGCUGACUCUUCUCCUCCUCUUGACCUCAAUUUGGCUCCUCCAAUCAGAGGUCCGGUACGUUUUCCGUUUCAGCAUCGCUUCACUCUGAAUCCGAUGCCGGCGGUAAACCAGGCGCAGGCGUUUUACUUCGACGCUAAUCUACGCGCCGGUAAGGGUUACGGAUUCGAAUAUUUUCCCUCCGUGACAGCGAGUGGAAUCCACGAGACGACCACCGGUGCACACAGUGAUUCCGACUCUUCGUCGGUGAUUGAUCUGAACCACCGUGAAGACGGUGUAAAAGACGGUAGAGAUUUCGAUUUCGAUCUUAACUAUCCUCCUCCAGAAGACAUGCUAUGA
This is a messenger RNA of Vicia faba (fava bean), 669 nucleotides long. The record is from the annotation of a GenBank genome assembly. Lineage: Eukaryota; Viridiplantae; Streptophyta; Magnoliopsida; Fabales; Fabaceae.